CUUCAUUUCAAACCGUCCGAUCUCAAACGUGAUCGAAUCAAACGGUGGUCAUUGUUUUAAUGCAGAAUCGCUUCGGUGCAGCUUCAUCUCCUUCCUGAGUAGGAAUCAAAGCACACACAAACCAUUUCUCUUUCUUUCUUUCUUCAACCAAAAUCUACCAAACCCUAAUUCACCAAAAUUCGAUUCUUCAUUUCCAAAAUUCUUCCUCAAAUCCACACUUUCUGAAAUCCAGAUCGCUUUUAUCCUUCCUCCCAUCGGAUUCGCAAUCUUUUUCUGUUUCUGGAUCAUGAAGAAAGAGGAGAUCAAACCCGACAUUGAGAAAAUUGGGAACGAAAUUGAAGAUACUGAACCCAUAGAACUCGUUCUCUUUCAAGUGCCCGAGUGUUAUGUCUACAUAAUACCUCCAAGAAUGACUGCAGCUUCUUAUAGGGCUGAUGAAUGGGAUGUCAACAAAUGGACAUGGGAAGGGAUAUUGAAAGUAGUUAGCAAGGGAGAAGAAUGCAUCAUAAAACUAGAAGAUAAGAACACGGGUGAAUUAUAUGCUCGGGCAUUUUUAAGAAAUGGAGAGCCGCACCCUGUGGAACCUGUUAUUGACAGUAGCAGGUAUUUUGUUCUUCGCAUAGAAGAGAACAUAGGUGGCCGUCUUCGGCAUGCUUUUAUUGGCAUAGGAUUCCGAGAAAGGACAGAGGCUUAUGACUUCCAAGCUGCCUUGCACGAUCAUAUGAAAUACCUGGACAAAAAGAAAACUGCAGAAGAGAUGGAACAACAUUACCAGCACAGCUCCUCAGUUGAUUAUAGUUUGAAAGAAGGAGAGACUCUUGUGCUGCAAAUCAAGAACAAUAGAAGUGGCGGCAAUGUGAAGUCCAAGUUUUUCGAGCAGGGUGCAAACAACUCCUCGGAAGAAAAGAGUGAGAAAAAAGAAUCUGUACUAUGUAUUAAGUUACCACCACCUCCUCCAUCACCAGGUUCACCUGUUACCCCGCAGAAGUCUCCAACAGACUCGCCUACAAAAUUCAGCCUUGAGAAAACUGCUGAAGUUGAGACCUCUAAAACAGUUAAAGCAGAAACAGAACACAAAAAUUCUGCUGGAAACCAAAAUACACAGGAUGUAGUAGAUGAUGAUUUUGGUGAUUUUCAAGCAGCUGUUUAAAUACAUAUCCAUUAUAAAGUUUGAAUUUGUGAUGAUUAGGAAACAUGCAGAACUGUGGAUACCUUGUUUAUCUGGUAUAUCACAGAUUGCUGAUUCAGUUUGGAGAUUGAAUUAUGUCAUAGCCUACAAAAUAUCAUUUAGAAUCAACCUAUAUAUGUUUGUUUAAUCGGUUGGUGGGUUAUCUUAGUUGCACUGCGGGCUAGUAGUAGUGGUAUGAGAGCUUUUGCUUUCUCUCGAGUCACUUUAGUUUUAUGCCUUGUUUACAUUUCUCAUAGCUUGGCAAUGCCUCAAUAGUUAUUUGGUAUCAAUCAGGGGUUCAUUAGUU
This is a messenger RNA of Trifolium pratense (red clover), 1475 nucleotides long. RefSeq names its product NECAP-like protein CG9132. Gene Ontology annotation, cellular component: membrane; clathrin vesicle coat. The coding region runs from base 287 to 1150 and encodes 287 amino acids. The transcript is spliced from 8 exons. NCBI's taxonomy places the organism in Eukaryota, Viridiplantae, Streptophyta, Magnoliopsida, Fabales, Fabaceae. The record is from RefSeq and is a predicted model, not a curated record. Gene Ontology annotation, biological process: endocytosis.